AUGGCAGAAGCACAAGCUGUAGCUUUUACGGAUAAUCUUCUGACGUGUAGCAUCUGUCUUGGAGAGUAUGAGGACCCCCGUGUGCUGCCUUGCUACCAUACAUUUUGCUAUGGUUGUAUAUCUGAGCAUGCUACACGAACGACAAAUCAAGACGGGACAUUUCAGUGCCCCCUUUGUAGAGAAAAGAUAAAUUUCCCUAGAGACGGACUUGUGAAACUAAAAAAAGAUUUCCGUGUUCACACAACAAAAGAACUUCUGAGUCAGAAACGGCAACAAGAAGUCUCAUCUCCAAGUAAAGAAACAGAUGUUAAUAGUGUGAACCAAGUGAUCAUCAGUUGUGAGAAACAUCCUAAUAAUGAAUUAAAAUAUUACUGUGAAGAUGAUGAUACUAUUAUAUGUUGUGAAUGUAUAAUAACAGAACACAGUGGUCAUCGUAUUUCAUCAGUUGAGCAAGUUGCAAAAUGCAAUAGAGAUAAAAUUAAAGUUGCUCUAGUGAAAACAAUGAAAACAUUGAACAGGUUUAAAAAUAAAUUUACCAUGGGAACAGUCCGUGAAUCAAGGGACUCUCAAAUCAGGACAGUCACUAUCAAAGACAUCAAAGAUCAAGCACAGAGGAUGCGCAAGUUAAUUGAUCAGAGGGAAGAGACACUGAUAUCAGAGGUGAAUUCUGCUUAUGAUGUCAGAAAGAAGCAGAAUGAAGCAAACAAAAACAUCCUUGAACUUCACCAUGCCUUCAUUCAAAGUACCUGUGAUUUUGCUCAGAAACUUAUCGAUAAUGGCACUGACUCUGAUAUCAUGGCUCAUGCGAAAUCUCUGACAGAGAGACUUGCAGCAAAGGAGAAAACUCCUGUCCCAACUUCAGACAUACUAGCACAGAUAUCUUACCUACCAGGUGAGAUAUCUGCUGCCGGACUGGAAGCCAUGUUAGGACAGGUGACGGUACAGUCACAACCUCCAUUAGCUGAGCGGCGAACUCCACCACGUAAUCGUGCACGUGCACCACCUCUUCCCGAUUUUGCAAAGUUAAGAUGUAUGCAUUCAUUCAAUACAGGGCUGAGAGGUGCCAGUAAAAACUUGAGCAUGUAUCCAACAUACGGAUUAGCCAUUGAUGAGUUACAAGUAUUUGUAGUGGAUAUAUUGCAUGACAGAAUAAAAAUGUACACACAUCUUGGGAAGUUAAAUUUUGACAUUGAUAUAAGAAGACCAUUUGAUUUAACUGUGUCACAAACUGAUCACCUGUAUAUAACAUCAAAAGGGGAGAAAUCUGUGCUAGUGUACACCACUAGAGGUCAGCAGGUGACAACCAUGGGUCAGGGUAAACUGGAGGAUCCACGAGGUAUUACACUGAACAGAGAAGGGCAUGUGAUGGUUUGUGACGGUAAAAAGAAAUCCAUCCUGGUAUUCCAUGCAGACGGUCGACAGCUCCUGGAUACUAUUCCACUCAGUAUGUGUAGAAACCCAACUUACAUCACAGUGAACAGUGUGAAUGAUAACAUUGUGAUAUCAGACGUGGACCAACACUGUGUACAUGUGCUGUCACCUACUGGUGCUCAGCUGUGCCAGUAUGGCAGCACAGAGGGUAGCGGUAAUGGUCAGCUGGCUAGACCAUGUGGAGUGUGUACAGACCGCUAUGGUCACAUCCUUAUUGCUGACUGUAAUAACCAUAGGAUAGUGGCACUGAGUCCCCGGGGACAGUUAAUCAGAUACAUUGUCACUGAGAAUGAUGGAUUAGAGUCUCCAAAAGCAUUAACCAUCGAUCAUGUUGGCAGGCUGGUUGUGGAAGAGGCAGGGGGCAACGUUAAGACAUUCAUUUACAUUUAA
Molecule: messenger RNA, 1821 nt
Organism: Lingula anatina
Lineage: Eukaryota; Metazoa; Brachiopoda; Lingulata; Lingulida; Lingulidae
Product: tripartite motif-containing protein 3-like
Source: RefSeq, a predicted model, not a curated record